UUUGAUUGACUAAAAAGCUCCGUGUGCUCUAAAAAGGACAGGUUGGUUUUUAUUAGAAUCUGGUAGAACUUCGAAUCGAUUAGAAAUCUAGAUCUAGCCUACACAGUGUCAAAAUGUUUGCUGCCUGUAUUGUUGGCCUUCUAGCCGGGCUUAUUUACUUAGCUUAUUUCUAUCGGGACAAGCGCGUGAAGGAACUCAUAGACAACAUUCCGGGACCAGAUCCUUUACCAAUACUUGGCAACGCUCACCAACUUUGUUUUGGACAUGCUUGGUAUCGGCAGCUUCUGGAAUUCGGUGUAGACUACAAGAAGGAGGGUAUUGUACGGAUCUGGCUGGCUAACAAACCCAUAGUGGCCUUCUUUAAACCCCAAUAUGUGGAGGCGCUCCUAAGCAGCACGAAGCACAUUGACAAAGCAUCGGAAUAUAACUUCAUCCUGCCCUGGUUAGGCACUGGUCUUCUCACCAGCACCGGUGACAAAUGGCGCGUAAGGAGGAAGAUGUUGACCCCAACAUUUCACUUCAACAUCCUGAACGACUUUCUGUAUGUGUUCAACAAGCAGUCAGAGGUGCUCACGAAAAAGCUGGACGUCAAAAUGAAGCAAGGCUCAUUUAACCUGUUCCAAGAUGUUGCGCUGUGUGCUUUGGAUAUCAUUUGUGAGACCGCUAUGGGCAAGACCAUUGAUGCUCAGCAAAGUGAUUCUGAGUAUGUCCACGCUGUUUACAGAAUGAGCACUCUGAUAGAUGGGCGGAUGAGGAAGCCCUGGUUCUGGUCUGACCUGCUGUACAGCAUCAUCGGACAUGGGAGAGAACAUGCGGACAAGCUGAAAAUCCUCCACGACUUCACCAACUCUGUCAUUGCUGAUCGCUUGAAAGAUUUUGACCAGAAACAAGCUGAACUUGUGAGGAAGGAAUUGACUGGAGAAGCUGUGGAGCCUGGACACAAAAAGGUGCGGCUAGCCUUUUUGGACAUGCUGUUGUACAUGUCGGAGAACUUGACCAAGUUAGACAUUCAAGACAUACGGGAAGAAGUGGAUACUUUCAUGUUUGAGGGUCAUGAUACAACGGCAGCAGCUAUGAAUUGGGCUACACACCUUAUCGGAGCCAACCCAGAAGUGCAGGCCAAAGUGCAUGAGGAGUUGGACAGAGUAUUUGGAAAUGAUGACAGAGAUGUGACUGCUGAGGAUCUCAAGGAAUUGAAGUAUCUGGAGUGUUGCAUCAAGGAAGCUUUGAGGCUUUUCCCUUCUGUGCCUUUGUUUGCCCGAUCAAUCACUGGUGACCUUCAACUUGGAGAAUACACAAUCCCCAAAGGCACUACAGUUGUUGUAGUGACCACAGCUCUUCACCGGGACCCAGAGAUAUUCCCUGACCCAGAAGUUUUCAAUCCAGAAAGAUUUUUGUUGGAAAACUGUAAGAACAGACACCCCUAUGGCUAUGUGCCUUUUUCAGCCGGACCUCGCAACUGCAUUGGACAAAAGUUUGCUUUGAUGGAGGAGAAAACUGUUUUGUCGCAUAUAUUCAGGAAGUUUUCCGUCAAGUCCACUCAGCAGAGAGAAGAUUUGAGGCCUGUUGGAGACCUUAUCUUGAGACCAGAAAUAGGAAUACUAGUUGAGCUGAAACAUCGCACCAAGGCAGCCUAAGACUCAGGGACUGGCAGCAUGGUAUUAAUGGAAUCAUAAUGUAGCUCUCUUGUUAAAUUUAUAUUUACCUUGUGAGUGCAGACAAAUGGUGACAUAUUUACAGCAGAACACGGUUAUAGCGGGACAUUUUGGUUCCAGAAGAAAAAUCCCGCUGUAGGCAAGUUCCGGCUAAAGAAAUGCAAAGGGGAAAUUACCAAAAA
Messenger RNA from Aplysia californica (California sea hare), 1837 nucleotides. RefSeq names its product cytochrome P450 4V2. The transcript is spliced from 12 exons. The record is from RefSeq and is a predicted model, not a curated record. The coding region runs from base 114 to 1637 and encodes 507 amino acids. Gene Ontology annotation, molecular function: heme binding; monooxygenase activity; iron ion binding. NCBI's taxonomy places the organism in Eukaryota, Metazoa, Mollusca, Gastropoda, Aplysiida, Aplysiidae.